AUGAACAGAGAGUCUUUCUCGGUCGAUCCCCAACGUAGUGGGCGUGAUCCAUGCAUAGUAAACCAGGAGGAGAUAGAAGAAUUCCUUAAUCUUGUUUUGAUCGAUCCGGUCAUUAGGAAGUUUUUGAAGUUCGAUAAGUGCUACCUGUACGCAGACAAAUACUUACUUGCAAUGACUUUUGUUUACUUCAAGCGAUGCAACUUCGAUCUAAAUGAGUACACCAGGACAAACUUCUUCUGUUGUCUGUAUCUUGCACAUGAUAUCGAAGAAGAUGAUGAGGAUCUAAAAUAUGAGAUAUUUCCCUGGGCAAUCGGACCACACUGGAGGGACCACAUAACACCUUUCCUACACAAAAAGGAAUGUUUAUGGGCAAGAAUGAACUACAGAGCAAUAGUAGGCGCAAAAUGUUGCGAAGAUUUGCUUAAUAUUUUUGCAUGUGAUGAGAUAUCCCAAAGAGUGCGAGAACCUUACCAUGGUGGCGCAAAGAGGACGUAUUUGAAAAGCCCACUAUCUAAUUUGCCUAAAGGGCCAAAAGCAGCACCCAGGUAA
Mesocestoides corti is the source of this 549-nucleotide messenger RNA. Lineage: Eukaryota; Metazoa; Platyhelminthes; Cestoda; Cyclophyllidea; Mesocestoididae. The record is from the annotation of a GenBank genome assembly.